UGGAAAUUUUUCUUCCCAGCUUCUUCUGCACCUCACUCGCAACAUCCCGCCCAGCUCUCGGCUUCGAAACGAAAGGAAGCUGUCGGCGCCGCGGUCGACGAUGUGAUCUGGUAACGAGGAACUUGCCUUGUAAUCAGCAGUCUGUCAGUCAGUGGACAAGAGAAAAUGGCGUCCGUCAUGGAACCCUUUCUUGCGGGGGCCGAAGACUUUGUCAUCGGCCUCAUCGGCAUGGGCGACAUGGGCAAGAUGUAUGCCCGGCGUCUGAGCAGUGCCGGAUGGAGGAUCAUGGCCUGCGACAGAGAGGAGAAAUACGAUGAGCUGGCCGAAGAGUUUGCCAACCAUAAGAAUAUAGAAAUUCUCCGCAACGGUCAUCUGGUGUCUCGCGCCAGCAACUACAUCAUUUACAGUGUUGAAGCGGCCGCGAUAGGUCGUGUUGUCGCUCAGUAUGGUCCAUCAACUCGGCUGGGCGCCAUCGUGGGUGGCCAAACAUCCUGCAAAGACCCCGAGAUCAAGGCUUUCGAAGAGCACCUGCCCAGUGACGUUGAUAUCGUCUCCUGCCACUCCCUCCACGGCCCUAGCGUUGACCCCCGCGACCAACCCCUCGUCCUCAUCAAGCACCGCGCCUCGGAUGCCUCCUUUAUCAAAGUCGAAACCGUCCUACGCUGCCUCGGCUCCAAGCACGUCUACCUCACCGCGCGCGAGCAUGACCGCAUCACCGCCGACACCCAGGCCGUCACGCACGCGGCCUUCCUCUCGAUGGGCAAGGCCUGGCACGCCAACCAGCAGUUCCCCUGGGAGAGCACGCGCUACAUGGGCGGCAUCGAGAACGUCAAGAUCAACCUGAUGCUGCGCAUCUACGCACAGAAGUGGCACGUCUACGCGGGGCUGGCCAUCCUCAACCCGGAGGCCCACAAGCAAAUCAACCAGUUCGCGCGCUCGACCACCGAGCUGUUCUACCUCAUGCUCGAGGGCCGUCGCGACGAGCUGCGCGAGCGCGUCUACGCCGCCAAGGAGAAGGUCUUUGGGCCCGAGGACCGGCCCAAGUGGGAGGGCAAGCCGCUGCUGCCCGACGGCGUCGUCGACCGCUUCAGCCUCAACGCCAACGCGAAGGACAACGCCCCGCCCAUGCCCAACAACCACCUCUCGCUGCUGGCCAUGGUCGACUGCUGGAGCGCGCUCGGCAUCGUCCCCUACGACCACAUGAUCUGCUCGACGCCGCUGUUCCGCCUGUGGCUGGGCGUCACCGAGCACCUGUUCCGCACCCCGGGCCUGCUGGACGAGAGUCUGCGCGUCGGCAUCGAGGAUAACACGUUUCGCCGCGACGACCUGCAGUUUACGAUUGCCGCAUCGGGCUGGGCCGAGUGUGUCGCGCUGAGACAGUUUGAGACGUGGAGGGAGCGGUUUGCGGUGACGCAGAAGUUCUUUGAGCCGCGGUUUAAGGGGGCGGUCGAGAUGGGGCAGGCUAUGAUCAAGGCUGUGCUAGAGAGCGAGAAGCAGUGAGUGGUUCUGCCAAGGGGUUCAUGGUCAUAGGCCAUGGGCUGGUGGUGGAAGGGGCAAGUUGGUCCAUGGAUGGUUUCGGCGCAGGUGACAGGACUCUGCAGCUAUAGGUAGUAACGCCAGGCUUAUCAUGAGGGACCUACUAUACACUACCCGUUUUGCCUCGCGA
Molecule: messenger RNA, 1666 nt
Organism: Chaetomium fimeti
Lineage: Eukaryota; Fungi; Ascomycota; Sordariomycetes; Sordariales; Chaetomiaceae
Exons: 4
Coding region: 166-1500 (444 amino acids)
Biological process (GO): L-tyrosine biosynthetic process
Molecular function (GO): prephenate dehydrogenase (NAD+) activity; NAD+ binding; NADP binding
Source: RefSeq, a predicted model, not a curated record